Molecule: messenger RNA, 2202 nt
Organism: Sciurus carolinensis (gray squirrel)
Lineage: Eukaryota; Metazoa; Chordata; Mammalia; Rodentia; Sciuridae
Gene: Ddc
Product: dopa decarboxylase
Exons: 17
Coding region: 239-1720 (493 amino acids)
Biological process (GO): serotonin biosynthetic process; catecholamine metabolic process; amino acid metabolic process
Molecular function (GO): aromatic-L-amino-acid decarboxylase activity; pyridoxal phosphate binding
Source: RefSeq, a predicted model, not a curated record
AGAGAAUAACUGCCGAGCACCAAGUUUCGACCUAUUUCUCCACAUGCUUCUCUGUUUCCAAAGGAUCCCACAAAGGAGUGUCAACCUGUAAGGAAUGAGAAUUCCUAGCAGGUUAUAUGUAGAGGUGCAGGUUCACCUGAAGAUGGAAUCCAAAGGAAAGAAGAUGGUUGUUGACCGAGCCUAGGAGGACUGUUAGAUUGUAUCUCAGAGUUUCUACCUCUGACAGAGCACAGUCACCAUGAAUGCAAGUGAAUUCCGGAGGAGAGGGAAAGAGAUGGUAGAUUAUGUGGCUGACUACCUGGAAGGCAUUGAGGGGCGCCCAGUGUACCCUGAUGUGGAGCCUGGCUACCUGCGACCCCUGAUCCCCACUGCUGCCCCCCAAGAGCCAGAAGCAUUUGAGGACAUCAUCAAUGACAUUGAGAAGAUAAUCAUGCCAGGGGUAACUCACUGGCACAGCCCCUAUUUCUUCGCCUACUUCCCCACAGCCAGCUCGUACCCGGCCAUGCUCGCAGACAUGCUGUGUGGAGCCAUCGGCUGCAUAGGCUUCUCCUGGGCGGCGAGUCCAGCAUGCACAGAGCUGGAGACAGUGAUGAUGGACUGGCUUGGGAAGAUGCUGCAGCUACCAGAGGCAUUUUUGGCUGGAAAAGCUGGAGAAGGGGGAGGAGUGAUCCAGGGGAGUGCCAGUGAAGCUACCCUGGUUGCCCUGCUGGCUGCUCGGACCAAAGUGAUCCGACAGCUCCAGGCACAGUCCCCAGAGUUGACUCAGGCUGCAAUCAUGGAAAAGCUGGUGGCCUACUCCUCUGAUCAGGCACACUCUUCUGUGGAAAGAGCUGGAUUAAUUGGUGGAGUGAAAUUGAAAGCAAUCCCUUCUGAUGGCAAAUUUGCCAUGCGUGCUUCUGCCCUGCAGGAGGCCCUGGAACAAGACAAGGCAGCUGGCCUGAUUCCAUUCUUUGUGGUUGCUACUUUGGGGACCACGUCUUGCUGCUCUUUUGAUAAUCUCUUAGAAGUGGGUCCUAUCUCAGAGCUCAGAGUGACUCAUCUCUCCUCAAAGUGCACUGGCAAGAAGGAGGACAUGUGGCUGCACAUUGAUGCUGCUUACGCAGGCAGCGCCUUCAUCUGCCCUGAGUUCCGGCAUCUUCUGAACGGAGUGGAGUUUGCAGAUUCAUUUAAUUUUAAUCCCCACAAGUGGCUUUUGGUGAAUUUUGACUGCUCCGCCAUGUGGGUGAAAAAGAGAACAGACUUAACAGGAGCCUUCAAACUGGACCCUGUUUACCUGAAGCACAGCCAUCAGGAUUCAGGGCUUAUCACUGACUACAGGCACUGGCAGAUCCCUCUGGGUCGAAGAUUCCGCUCUUUGAAAAUGUGGUUUGUCUUUAGAAUGUAUGGAGUCAAAGGACUGCAGGCUUAUAUCCGCAAGCACAUCCACCUGGCUCAUAAGUUUGAGUCUUUGGUGCGCCAGGACUCCCGCUUUGAGAUCUGUGCAGAAGUCACUCUGGGGCUGGUCUGCUUCCGACUAAAGGGUUCCAACCAACUGAACGAAGCUCUUCUGCAAAGAAUAAAUAGUGCCAAAAAAAUACACUUGGUUCCUUGUCACCUCCGAGACAAGAUCGUGCUGCGUUUUGCUGUCUGUGCUCGCACGGUGGAAUCUGCCCACGUGCAGUUCGCCUGGGAGCACAUCAAAGAGCUGGCUGGAGACGUGCUGAGAGUAGAGAAGGAGUGAAAGUGGAGCCGGUUGCAGACAUCAAAAGUUGGAAGAACGUAUGUGUGAAAACUGGAAUAAGAAGAAAAUAAAUAUCAUCCUCUUGAUACUGAGUCUGUAUGUGGCCUCCCAUGUCUGCUCCAAAGUUAACCAGACACUCGUCAUUAUAUCUUUUUGGUGUCUCAUCAGUGAAGAAAUAUUUGCUAUGUGAAAAGUUUAUCUCAGUGAUUACAGUUUUCAAUUGUUAUUUGGCUGUGGUUUUUCUUGAUUAAAAAUCAAAAGUUUUCAUGCUCAUGAAGAUAUCAGUGGUGGCAGAAGGGGCUUAAUGAAAUAUUUUCCAGGGCAGUCUAUGAUCAUAACUGCAGAUUAUACCUGUGGCCCUAAAUUGUCCCCUGUCAUGUGUUUAAAUGCUUAAUAAACAGUUGAUGUGAAAUGCUAAUUGUGGUGGGUAAUCAUCUUGUUCUGCAUUGUAUCAAUUAAAUCUUGUGAUAUAAACUUAUCCU